Messenger RNA from Phascolarctos cinereus (koala), 5142 nucleotides. NCBI's taxonomy places the organism in Eukaryota, Metazoa, Chordata, Mammalia, Diprotodontia, Phascolarctidae. The record is from RefSeq and is a predicted model, not a curated record.
CGCACAGCUCCUGGUCUUAACCCACUCAACUAAGCCACCCUUUCUUACCUCACUACCUCACCUGAGUCAGGAAGCAAAAGGCUUGGCCGGGAGGCCCCGAGUCCCAGCCAUGAGGCGGAGCCGGACCGCGGCAUCCUUCCUGCCUAACGAGCGAGUCCGAGAGGCGGCAGAAUUGAGCCCUGCGGCUGUCGGCCCCCCAGGCAGCAGCGCAGUCCGCAGGCGCUUCUCUGGGACCCCGCAGCUGCCGCCGCUCACGUGGCGCCACGGCCCAGUGGGAGAGCCCGCCCGGGCCCUAGAGCCUGAAGCCAGUGCCCGGGUCGUGUUCAGCAUUGAGGAGCGAGUGUCCGAGCGUGGCUAUCCCCCGACUGGCAGCAGCUUUGAUCUUGAGAAUGGCCUGUCUUCGGGAAGGAGCCCACUGGAUCCACAGACCAGCCCUGGCUCAGGCCUCGUCAUCCAAGGCAACUUCCCUCACAGUCAGAGGCGAGAGUCUUUCCUCUACCGAUCAGACAGUGACUAUGACCUCUCCCCCAAGGCCAUGUCCCGGAACUCCUCCAUCGCCAGUGACCUACAUGGAGAAGACAUGAUUGUGACUCCAUUUGCCCAGGUCUUAGCCAGUCUACGAACAGUCAGGAGCAACUUUGCCGUGCUGACUCGCCUGCAGGACCGUGUGGCCAAGAGAGUGUCUAGCAGUAACCCACCUUCUGGCUGCCGCACCGCGCCACUCCCAGAGGACGCCUGCCAGAAGCUGGCCAUGGAGACCCUGGAGGAGCUGGACUGGUGCCUGGAUCAGCUGGAGACCCUGCAGACCCGGCACUCCGUCAGUGAGAUGGCCUCCAACAAAUUCAAGCGGAUGCUUAACCGGGAGCUGACUCACUUAUCAGAGACCAGCCGCUCUGGAAACCAGGUGUCUGAAUAUAUCUCCCGGACCUUUCUGGAUAAGCAGCAUGAGGUAGAGCUCCCCUCCAUGCCGGUGAAGGAGAGGGAGAAGGAGAAGGAGGAGCGGCCAAUGUCUCAGAUCAGCGGCGUUCGCAAGCUAACACACGGUUCCAGCUUCUCCGCAGCUGCCAUUCCUAGAUUUGGCGUGAAGACCGACCAUGAGACCCUGCUGGCGAAGGAGCUGAAAGACACAAACAGGUGGGGUCUGGAUGUAUUCAAGGUUGCAGAGCUCUCUGGAAACCGCCCGCUGACGGCCAUCAUGUAUAGUAUCUUCCAGGAGCGAGACCUGCUAAAAACCUUCCAAAUCCCAGCGGACACCCUGGUCACCUACCUGCUGACCCUGGAGGACCAUUACCACGCUGAUGUGGCCUAUCACAACAGCAUCCACGCGGCAGACGUGGCCCAGUCUACCCAUGUGCUCCUGUCUACGCCAGCACUUGAGGCUGUUUUCACCGACCUGGAGAUCCUGGCUGCCAUCUUUGCCAGUGCCAUCCAUGACGUGGAUCACCCUGGGGUCUCCAACCAGUUUCUGAUCAACACCAACUCAGAGCUGGCCCUCAUGUACAACGAUGCCUCCGUCCUGGAGAACCACCAUCUGGCCGUGGGCUUCAAGCUGCUCCAGGAGGACAACUGUGACAUCUUCCAGAACCUGAGCGCCAAGCAGAGGCAGAGCCUGCGCAAGAUGGUCAUCGACAUGGUGCUGGCCACGGACAUGUCUAAACAUAUGAACUUGCUGGCCGACCUGAAGACCAUGGUGGAGACGAAGAAGGUGACCAGCUUGGGUGUUCUGUUGCUGGAUAACUACUCUGACCGGAUCCAGGUCCUGCAGAACAUGGUGCACUGUGCCGACCUCAGCAACCCCACCAAACCGCUGGAGCUGUACCGCCAGUGGACAGACCGAAUCAUGGUAGAGUUCUUCCAGCAAGGAGACCGGGAACGGGAGAAGGGCAUCGAGAUCAGCCCCAUGUGUGACAAGCACACAGCCUCCGUGGAGAAGUCCCAGGUGGGUUUCAUCGACUACAUUGCACACCCACUGUGGGAGACCUGGGCUGACCUGGUGCACCCAGAUGCCCAGGAGAUCCUUGACACCCUGGAGGACAAUAGGGAAUGGUACCAGAGCAUGAUUCCCCGGAGCCCAGACGGCAGUGGUGGUGGCGGGCAAGAAGCCACCCUGGCGAAGGGAGCCGACAAGUUCCAGUUCGAGCUGACGCUGGAGGAGGAGGAAGGAGAGCUGGACUCAGAGGCCGAAGACCCCAGGAGCCAGGCUGAGGAAGGAGAGGGAGAGAACAGCGGCAGCGACUCAAAGACCCUGGCCACGGAUGAGUCAGAGUCAGCCGAGGUGGAACCUCUGUCUCCAGAAGAGGGGGAGAGGAGGCAGCCCCCAGAGCCUGUGCCUCUGGAUAACGAGAGGACGCUGUCCCACGCCAGGGUCAAGAGCUUGCCAGAGGGGGCCGGGGCUGUGGAUCAGGAAGGCAACCUUACAUUCUACCCGCUGGGAACGUAACAGGCAUACCUGCCCUCUCCCCUCCAGGCCUGGAACCACUUCUCAGACUUAGGACUUGGGGUGGGCUGGGAGGGAUUAUAUAAAAAAAAAUCCCCUCCCAACUCUCCCCUCUCUCCCUUCUGUGACCCCCCCCAAGUCCCUGAUCUAAACUAAAAACACGAGGAAACCUCCUGCUGAAACCAGAACUGGGGCCCAGAGUAGAGCUGGGGUGCUUAGUCUAGAUCUGGCCGGGCCCCUGGCAUCACUACAGCUCCCCAGAGCUAGGGGAGGAAUGAAAGGAAGAGGGGAAACAGUUUGCUGGACUCCCUUGUGGGAACUCUGGCUGGGUGGGAGGAGAAAGCCUAGAGAAUGGGGAGAAAAAUUGAGAAAAGAAAAUGAAAAGGAACUUUCUAACACAGCUGUCCAGCAGUGGAAUGAGCUGACUUGAAAAGAAGUGAGCCUCCCUGUCCAAUGGAGGUAUCCAAGUAGACAGAGGCCCCCCAGGGGAUUUCUGCUUGGGGGAAAGAGGAAAAACCAGAUGUCUUGUGAGGCUCUGAUAUUUGAGUGGCCUGUUUCUUCGGCAGAGGCCAGGGGUUCAUUGAGGUCUCUAGGCCCCUUUUCUUCAGCUUGUAAAAAUGUGGGUUUAAUCUGGUGAUCUCAUAGGCCCUUUCUGCUUCUAGACCCUAUGAUCAAGAUGGUCAUAGAAAGUUUGGCCCUGCCUCCCUGCCAGCUCGAGGCCCUCUGCCAACAUCUCUGGCUAGCCAAAAGUAGCUAGUGCUUUCCAUGGUAGAACCAUGAGGGGCAAUAUCUCCCCAUGGUCAGGACCAUGUACCCUCCCUCAGGGCACAGCCCCUGGUAUAGGAGGAAGAGCUCUGUCUUAAGAACCCGGGCUGUUCCUGACCUCUCCUCCAGCCCCCCCCCCCAGAUUGGAAGCUCUCAAAAAUGGCCCAUUGAGGAAGCAAUGGGAACGGGGGACGCUGGGGAGAGAAAGGGAGGGAGGAAGUGUCUGGGAGCAGGAGUCUGGCUCGGUGCUGAGAACUUCCUGAGCACCGAGGCUGGUCAGUAGUGGAAUGGGCUGCCUGGGAGGUAGCGAGCUCUCCAUCACCGGAGGCCUUUGAGCAAAGGCCAUGUGACUGACAGAGAUGUUGUGAGGGCAUUCGUAUUGGAGUGGCGGUGGGACUAGAGACCCCCUUGAAUGCCAUCAGGUUCUGAGAUGCAUGCUGAGUGGUUCAGAGGUGGGAUUUCCCGCCCUGGGGCCCAAACCAGCACUUCCCACUUUCCACAUGAUUUCCAGGUGCAGGCUCCAGCUCCAGCCUUCCGCUCCCCCCAGUCAAAGAAGAGGAGGAGAGGGGAGAGAAGACCCCGGGGCCACAGAAGUAACUCUAUUCCCCCACCUUCCCUCCUGCUCCCCACAACAGGCAGGCAGGAGUGGGUGUAGCAGCACCUUGGACACUGCCAUUUAAUUUAUUUUGACACUGGCUCACGUGUUUUUAAGAUUGUUUUGUAGCUCACUUUUUUUUUUAAAGUAAAGACUUGGUCACACACACACAUACAAGCUCCAGGCCUGCUUAUCCUGGGAGGAUCCAGGCUGUGGGGCACUGAUGGCUCAGACUGGCCUUUCCCCAGGAUUGAGGGGGAGGGUUGUUUGCUCCAGCAGGUGGAAUCCCUAGAGGGGAGGAGAGAGGUGUGCCUUUUGGGGUAGUGGGCAAGUUAGGAGGCCUAGGUUCUAAGCCUAGCUCUGCCCCUACUUCACUGUGUAUCUUGGGCAAGCUAUUUCCUCUCUGGUGGCCUCAGUUUCCCCAACCAUAAAAUUGGGGAGGGCAGGUUGAACUAGAUUUUCAAAUUUCCUCUUGCCUCUGACAUGGCCUAAGGUCCCUCCCGGCUCUGACAUCCUGUAUGUUAAACUCCCAGCCCUGACAUUCUGGGUUCUAAGGGUCCUCCUAGCUCUGACAUCCUCUGUUCUAAGGGCCCUCCUAGUUCUACAAUUCUGUGUUCUAUGUUCUAAGGUGUCUCUCAGCUUCAACACUGUAAUCUAUGUUCUAAGAUCCCUCCCAGAAUUGUAUUCUGUGUUCUAAGGUCCCUCCCAGCAUUAUGUCCUGUGUUCUAAGGUUCCUCUCAGCACUAUGUUGUGUUCUAGGGUCCUUGUUCUGUAAUCCUAUGAAUGACACCUGUGCUCCCAGUCCUGUCUCUUUCUCCUCUUUUCUCACCCCUAUGUUUCUUCUGUUGGAACUUCUCCUCAAGUCUGGGCCAGCCCCUGCUGAGAUUGCUCAGGGCUACAGAGACCAGAAGUCUGGGAUGAAGUGAGGCGGGUCUGCCCCCUCCACUCCUCCCCAGGCCCAUGGCCCCCUGGCCAGGACCAAUCAUACUGCCCAUUGUCUUGGGAUAGUAGUGGGGAAGAGGGGAGAAGCUUUGAUCUUAAAGAUGCUGGAGAGCCAGAGUAGGUGUCUGGGGAGGGUGGUGUGGCCUGGACCACUGCUGGGCUCUCAGGUUAUGGGCUUGGGGAGGCCACCCUUUGGUCCAUCUGCUCUGGCCUCCCCAUAGCUCUUCCUGGUGUGGUAGGGUAAGGUGGGGCCUGAAAUUACACCUGGCUCAGCAGAGGGACCCCAGAGGAGAUUCCCCCUCCAUCCUGUUAACACCCACCAGCCUCAUCACCUGUCCUGGCUGCUUUUCCACCUCUUGUGUGUAAGGUAGACUUCAGAUAAAAACAAUCUUUGACAGCCUGA